Messenger RNA from Protopterus annectens (West African lungfish), 538 nucleotides. Its product is annotated as nucleolar protein dao-5-like. NCBI's taxonomy places the organism in Eukaryota, Metazoa, Chordata, Ceratodontiformes, Protopteridae. The transcript has a single exon. The record is from RefSeq and is a predicted model, not a curated record. The coding region runs from base 185 to 478 and encodes 97 amino acids.
UUUCAGCAAUGAAGAGUCUGAUAGCUCAGAGGAUGAGAAGCAAGCUGCCAACCCACUGCUAAACCAGUUACUGCAAAGACAGCUAGUGAGAAAGCUGCAGCAGCAAACAAUGAUUCCAGUGAUUCAGAAGAUGAAAAAAUAGGUCAAGAAGCCAAUUCCGGCAAAAUUUACACAUGGAAAAGAUAUGGUUAACUCCAGGCCUAUAGCCAAAAUUACACCAGCCAAGCCUGCUGCUGCUGCUAAAGAGAGCUCUAGUAGUGAGGACAGCUCAGAUAAUGACACUCCAGCAACCAAAAGCAAACCAAAGUCAAGAGCAUACAAUGCAGUUCCACCACCAUCUGUUGUGAAGCAGGGAUCACCUUCAUUAGCAAAUAAGAAGCUAGAUGGAACUGGAACUUCGGCUGCUGCAGUGCCAAAGAGUCCGGCUCAAAUAGUGAAUCUGAUUCCAGCUCUGAUGAGGAACCAGCUGCAAAAAUAAACUGCCAAGACAACACCACCAAAGAUGCCAUCUGCAAAUCCAGCUCCAUCAAAAGUAACA